Molecule: messenger RNA, 741 nt
Organism: Adelges cooleyi (spruce gall adelgid)
Lineage: Eukaryota; Metazoa; Arthropoda; Insecta; Hemiptera; Adelgidae
Gene: Svip
Exons: 5
Coding region: 230-478 (82 amino acids)
Biological process (GO): positive regulation of autophagy; negative regulation of VCP-NPL4-UFD1 AAA ATPase complex assembly; negative regulation of retrograde protein transport, ER to cytosol
Cellular component (GO): endoplasmic reticulum membrane
Source: RefSeq, a predicted model, not a curated record
GCGUUAUUUCUAGAUGCCAUUAGUGCGAUUAAAUAACUUACAAUGUUUUUAUUCAGUAAAAUAAAAAACGCGUCAAGUUAACUUAAUAAUAAUACUCAUAGCACAACUGAAAUUAUAGUCGAACAGAAAACUAGAAAACAAUGACAAUUAAAACCAAAUAUAAACUACAAAAUUAAAAAUACUCGAGUGGUUUUAAUUUUGUUCAAUCAAAUUGUAGUCCAAUAGAAACAUGGGUUGGAAUAUUUAUAAAUUAUUCAGUUGUUGCGUCAAUUCCGAAGAAUCUACUAGAAUAGACGUUGCAAUAGUCCGUGAGCAACAGGCGGCAGCUGCAGAGAAGCGUUUAAAAGAACAAGAGAGCCGAGGUGUCAAAAAUCCUGAACGCGUAAAACGUAUUCAACGUGAACUUAAAAAACGCGAUGAAGAUGCUGCUAAAGCAGCAGCAACUUCUGGAUCGGGUCUAAAGUGGCAAGUUACGUAAUUAUUCAGUAUACAUUUUCCUAUUGCAAGAAAUAUAUUAAAUUUGUAUUUUAUUUUAAUGUUAUAAAAUGUAUUAUAUUUAUACUCAUAAUUGUUAUUAAUCAUAUAAAUACACUUUCAUAUUUAUUUUAUUGUGAGCUUUGUUAUUUAUAUAUAUAUAUUAUUAUUAUAUUUAAUACUUAUUUAAACAAGUGGUUCUUAAGAACCAUAAAUUGGUAAAUUGUAUAUUUUUGCUUAUAUGUUUUAUGUUGCAUAAUCUAAGGU